This is a messenger RNA of Lolium rigidum, 2961 nucleotides long. Its product is annotated as LRR receptor-like serine/threonine-protein kinase RGI1. The coding region runs from base 1 to 2961 and encodes 986 amino acids. Gene Ontology annotation, molecular function: protein kinase activity; protein binding; ATP binding. Lineage: Eukaryota; Viridiplantae; Streptophyta; Magnoliopsida; Poales; Poaceae. The transcript has 4 exons. Gene Ontology annotation, biological process: protein phosphorylation. The record is from RefSeq and is a predicted model, not a curated record.
AUGCGGCACCACCUCAUCUUCCUCCCAGUCCUACUCAACCUCCUCCUCCUAUUCACCUCCACCUCCACCACCACCGCCUCCUCUUCGCCCAACACAGAGGCCGCCUUCCUCUCCUCAUGGCUGGCCGCGUCGCCGUCCCGGCCGCCGGACUGGUCCCCGGCGGCGUCGGCGUCCCCGUGCAAGUGGUCGCACGUCGGGUGCGCCGCCGCCGGAACCUCCGUCACGUCGCUCACCUUCCAGUCCAUCCACCUCGCCGUGCCGCUCCCCGCCGGCCUCUGCGCCGCGCUGCCGGGCCUCGUCAGCCUCGUCGUCUCUGACUCCAACCUCACCGGCGGCGUGCCAGAUGACCUGGCCAUGUGCCGCCACCUCGCCACGCUUGACCUCAGCAGCAACUCCCUCUCGGGCCCUAUCCCCGCGUCGAUCGGCGACGCGUCGGCGCUUGAGUCUUUGAUCCUCCCGCCGUCGCUAGGCCAGCUUAAAAACCUGCAGACGUUGUCCGUAUACACCGCCGCACUCUCGGGCCCCAUCCCGCCGGAGCUCGCGGGGUGCGGCAACCUCACUGAGGUGUACCUCUACGAGAACGCCCUCUCUGGCCCGCUCCCGCAAGAGCUCGGCGCGCUGACACGCCUGCAGAAGCUGCUGCUGUGGCAGAACGCGCUCACGGGCCCCAUCCCGGACAGCUUCGGCAACCUGACGCAGCUCGUCUCGCUCGACAUCUCCAUCAACUCCAUCUCGGGUGCCAUACCGUCGUCGCUCGGCCGGCUGCCGGCCCUGCAGGACCUCAUGCUCAGCGACAACAACCUCACCGGCACCAUUCCCGUGCAGCUCGCUAACGCGACGGCGCUCGUGCAGCUGCAGCUCGACACCAACGAGCUCUCCGGCCUCAUCCCGCCAGAGCUCGGCCGGGGCCUGUCCAGCCUGCAGGUGUUGUUCGCGUGGCAGAACCACCUCGAGGGCGCCAUCCCGGCCACGCUCGCGUCCAUGACCAGCCUCCAGGCGCUCGACCUCUCGCACAAUCGCCUCACUGGCGUCAUACCGCCGGGGCUCUUCUUGCUGCGCAACCUCACCAAGCUGCUGCUCCUUUCAAACGACCUCUCCGGCGUUAUACCGAUGGAGAUUGGUAAGGCGGCGAGCCUCGUGCGGCUUAGGCUCGGCGGCAACCGCAUCACUGGGGAGAUCCCCGCCGCCGUGGGCGGGAUGAAGAGCAUCGUGUUCCUCGACCUUGGCAGCAACCGCCUAGCAGGCGCCGUGCCCGCACAGCUCGGCGACUGCUCGCAGCUCCAGAUGCUCGACCUGAGCAACAACACGCUCACCGGGUCCCUGCCAGAGUCGCUCGCAGGCGUGCACGGUCUGCAAGAGAUCGACGUCUCGCACAACCAGCUGAUCGGUGCCGUGCCGGACACAUUCGGGAGGCUGGGGGCGCUAAGCCGUCUCGUCCUCGCCGGCAACAGGCUCCUCACGUCGCUCGCCGGGCUGGACAACCUGGUGACCCUGAACGUGUCUCACAACAACCUCUCGGGGUACCUCCCCGACACAAAGCUCUUCCGGGAGCUCACGCCAUCCAGCCUCGCCGGCAACGCUGGGCUGUGCACAAAAGGCGGCGACGUGUGCUUCGUCGGCGUGGAUGGGAGGACGAGUGCGAGCAACGGCGAGGGGCAGCGCGCGCAUCGGCUGAAGCUCGCCAUCGCGCUGUUGGUGACGGCGACGGUGGCUAUGGUGCUAGGGAUAAUCGGCAUACUGAGAGCUCGCAGGAUGGGCGGGAAAGGCGACGGUGGGGGCGGUGGCGGGAGCAGCGACUCGGAGGCCGGCAGUGGUGGUGACCUGAGGUGGCCGUGGCAGUUUACGCCAUUCCAGAAGGUGAGCUUCUCGGUGGACCAGGUGGUGCGCAGCCUCGUGGACGCCAACAUCAUCGGCAAGGGUGUCUCCGGCGUGGUGUACCGCGUGAGCCUCGACUCCGGCGAGACCAUCGCCGUGAAGAAGCUCUGGCCCGCCACGACGGCUGCCGCCGCCGCGUCCAAGGACGCCGGCCGGGACUCGUUCUCGGCGGAGGUACGCACGCUGGGCUCCAUCCGGCACAAGAACAUCGUGCGCUUCCUGGGCUGCUGCUGGAACCGGAGCACGCGGCUGCUCAUGUACGACUACAUGGCAAACGGCAGCCUCGGCGCCGUGCUCCACGAGCGCGGCGGAGGUGCGCAGCUGGAGUGGGACGUCCGGUACCGGAUUGUGCUGGGAUCGGCGCAGGGCCUCGCGUACCUCCACCACGGCUGCUCGCCGCCGAUCGUCCACCGCGACAUUAAGGCGAACAACAUCCUUAUCGGACUUGACUUCGAGGCCUACAUCGCCGACUUCGGCCUCGCCAAGCUCGUCGACGACGUCGCCGCCGACUUCGGCCGCUCCUCCAACACCGUGGCCGGCUCCUACGGCUACAUUGCCCCCGAGUACGGGUACAUGCUGAAGAUCACUGCAAAGAGCGACGUGUACAGCUACGGGGUGGUGGUGCUGGAGGUGCUAACAGGGAAGCAGCCGAUCGACCCGACGAUCCCCGACGGGCUGCACGUCGUGGACUGGGUGCGGCGGCACAAGGGCGGCCUCUCCGGCGUGCUCGACCCGGCGCUCCGGGGGCGGUCCGACGGGGAGGUGGAGGAAAUGCUGCAGGUCAUGGGCGUGGCCCUGCUCUGCGUCAGCCCGAUGCCUGACGAACGGCCGACGAUGAAGGACGUGGCCGCCAUGCUCAAGGAGAUCCGGCUCGAGCGAGAGGAGUACGCCAAGGUCGACGUGCUCCUGCUCAAGGGCGGCGGCAAUGGCGGGUCCCUGGCGAACAAUGCCACAGUGCCGAAGGCGACGUCGACGUCUAGCACGCCGCCGUGCCGACAGGGCCCUGGGAGCAGCACGUGCAACAGCAACAGCAGCAGCUUCUCUGCCGUCUACCCCUCGUCAAAGGCCAAAUCUCCAUUUGAUUGA